GAAUGGGCGCAGUGGCUGAUUGAUUUAAUUAAAAGGACGCCCCGAUCUCACUGUGAACUCAGAGGGAAGAAGGGCGCUGCCAGAGUUAGUAGUACUAAGCUGAACUCCGUGAGAGAAAGAGAUGGAGUGUUCGAGUAUGGCCGUUGCUUCUUGCUUUCGUCUGCUAGCGACCAUUCUGCUUCUUGCAAUGGCUGGUCGCUGCUCCUCGCAGCAAAUGGAUCAUAUCCAACUCAGCAGAAUUGCAGACUCUAUUGACGACCUCACUCAGGUGGUGCAAGUACAAGCCUCAGGAAAUCAUGAAACUGUUCACCUUAAUGGCCACAGAUCAUCUUGUCUGUGAAGGGGGUUGGCUGAAGCUGAGAUCCUCGUGUUACUUCGUUAGUAAAGACACCAGCACUUGGGAGGAGAGUCGUCAAAAGUGCAUAGCCUUGAAUUCUGACUUGGUCAAGAUAACUCAUGACGAAGAGUACAACUUCCUCCGUGAUCUUGUAAAAGGUCACCACGCCUACAUAGGGCUGAGUGACCAGCAAGAAGAAGGGACUUACAGAUGGGUUGUAGAUGGCACCAUUCACCAAAUCGUUGACUCAUGGUGGCGUGAAGGUGAGCCCAACAAUGCACACUCAGGAGAGCAUUGUGUCCAUUACCACUCUCCUAGCGAUGGUCUCAAUGAUAUUUCCUGUGACACGAAGUUCAGGUACAUCUGCGAGAAACCUGGCCACCUGGCUUAGAACCUCGCUUCUGUGCCAGAUGAAGAAACAACCGCAGAAAAGUGAAAUGGAAAAUGGAUUAGGCCUAAGAGUAGAUUUCUUGCCAAGUGUCUACAUAAAGUGAAAUUGCCUGCUUGUGUACUUGCAUUUCUUGAGAUUUAUCUUGUUGGACAACUUCAUAGUUCAUGUUGACAUUUCUUUAAUUAGCAGUAAUAUAACUGCAACAUUCAAGUUUACAUACAAACUGAUAUGCUUUAGCUAUUUUAGAAAAGGGACUUUUUGGCUACAAAACACUCCCCACAGUAAUUAUUAUGUGGAACUUAGGUAUAAAGUUAUCUGGGUACCCAUUCGGUAGGAGAACUGAAGUGCUUUGUGAACUAUGCUUGUUUCAGAGUAGUUUUUCUGGGAUGUCUUACUUUCUCCAAGAUGAGAAACCACUUCCAUUAUCUAGGAAAGUGGGUUUUUAAUUUCAAUGAAAUAUGGUUGAUCUAAUAUGACAGGCGAUUGAAUCUCUCAUGAGACGAUUUUUUUUCUAUAGUACUCUAAUUCCUUGUAUUGCACUACAAAUAACGGAAGUGUUGUGUUGACAUAAACUGUUCUUUAAGAACAAGGCAUAUAAAUCUUUAAACACUACUUUUGUCUCUGUGGCACGAAUGAAACAAAACGUAAAAGAACUGU
Macrobrachium nipponense is the source of this 1385-nucleotide messenger RNA. RefSeq names its product perlucin-like protein. The transcript is spliced from 6 exons. Bases 297 to 728 code for a protein of 143 amino acids. The record is from RefSeq and is a predicted model, not a curated record. NCBI's taxonomy places the organism in Eukaryota, Metazoa, Arthropoda, Malacostraca, Decapoda, Palaemonidae.